Messenger RNA from Sebastes umbrosus (honeycomb rockfish), 616 nucleotides. RefSeq names its product cytochrome c oxidase assembly factor 5. The record is from RefSeq and is a predicted model, not a curated record. The transcript is spliced from 3 exons. Bases 128 to 355 code for a protein of 75 amino acids. Gene Ontology annotation, cellular component: mitochondrion. Gene Ontology annotation, biological process: mitochondrial respiratory chain complex IV assembly. NCBI's taxonomy places the organism in Eukaryota, Metazoa, Chordata, Actinopteri, Perciformes, Sebastidae.
UCCGUUUUCCCAUCAUGCAGUUUUGAAAAACAUGGUAGCCGAAAGCUUCCAUAACAUUGAUGUCACCGUCAGCGCACUUUGUAGUGGAUGUAUAAGUGAUUAUCGGUGUUAAAGAGGAAACUGCACAAUGCCGAAGUACUACGAGGAUAAAGAGGAAGACCACAGAGCCUGCUCCGGUAUCAGAGAGGACUUCAAGGCGUGUCUCAUGCAGCACGACUGCGUGGUGAAGGAAGGGAAGAUGCCCAGUGAGUGUCUGAAGGAAGGCCACUGCAAAGCCCUGCAAACAUCCUUCUUUGAGUGCAAGAGGUCUAUGCUGGACACAAGGUCGAGAUUCAGAGGAAGGAAAGGAUACUAAGGAACGCCGAUGCUGCCAUAUGGUUGAGCGAAUACCGGAUGAGCAACUGUAAAUACUGCAAUAUAAGCAAAGGACUACCAGAUAUUAAAGAACAAUGCACACUGACGCACAAAAGGACUACCAACUCAUCAUCAACGGGCAGUGCGGAAAAAUUCGGGAGCGGUCACUGGAUGAAUUAGUGUGCGGUGUGUGUGUGUGUGUUUUGCAAUGAGAAACUUGAUGUAAUGAAAUAAAUAAUGAAUAAAAUGAUGAAAAGAAAGA